GCCAGCAGCUAUUAAACCUUGAAGGAGAAGCCACCAGCUGAUCGCGGGCGGCUGCAUGAUUCAGGGCUAUGAAUGAAAACAGAAAGUGUGGCCGGGCUGGUACAGUAUCGUCCUGAGGAGGGCAGGUAGACGCCAAGAAGCACCUGCACCGCCAGAGACGAGGAGGAGGAAGUGGCUCUGGUCCGCAGCAGGAUGGCCGACAACACAGCGGACUCCUCGGCAUCUUCUGCCUCCAACAGCGACGGAAACGGGGCCAAUCCGCCGGCAGUGAACGGAGGAGCAGCAGAGGCCCCUGAGAACCAACAGGCCAACCAGCUGCAAGACGGUGUGAACAACCAGGGUGUACACGGUGCAGCUGCACUUCCCCCUGAAGCCUCCAGGGGGACCUGGAGGCUGGAGAACAUCACACAGGAGCUGCGAGACCGCUUGGUGAACAAUCUCGUUGAGGCCAUCGUCCCCAUCCGGGACCCCGCUGCCCUGGUGGCCUGGUGGAAUGUGGUGGCCUACGCUAGGAGAGUCGAGAGCGACAUGUAUGAGUCGGCCAACAGCAGAGCCGAGUACUACCACCUGCUUGCAGAGAAGAUCUACAAGAUCCAGAAGGAGCUGGAGGAGAAGAGGAGGAAGAGGAUACCCCUUGACAAUCCGCCGGCAGCGAACAGAGGAGCGGGAGAGGCCCCUGAGAACCAACAGGCCAACCAGCUGCAAGACGUUGUGAACAACCAGGGGAGGAGCUGGCAUGAGAACAUCUCACAGGACCUGCGAACCUACUUGGUGCACAGACUCGUUCAGGCCAUCUUCCCCACCCCGGGCCCCGCUGACCUGAAGGAUCGGCAGAUGGAGAACCUGGUGGCCUACGCCAGGAGAGUCGAGAGCAACAUGUAUGAGUCGGCCAACAGCAGAGAUGAGUACUACCACCUGCUCGCAGAGAAGAUCUACAAGAUCCAGAAGGAGCUGGAGGAGAAGAGGAGGAAGAGGAGGAAGAGGAUGCUCCUUGACAAUCCGCCGGCAGUGAACGGAGGAGCAGGAGAGGCCCCUGAGAACCAACAGGCCAACCAGCUGCAAGAUGGUGUGAACAACCGGGGGAGGAGCUGGCACAGUACAUGGGAUGUGCAAACCCGAACCCGCUUGGUGCACGACAUACUCAGUUACUCCAUCUUCCCCGCCCUGGGCCCCGUUGCCCUGAAUGGCCCGCGGAUGGAGAACCUGGCGGCCCACAUUAGGAGAUUCGAGAGCGACAUUUAUGAGUCAGCCAACAGCAGAUAUGAGUACUACCGCCUACUUGUAGAGGAGGUCUGCAAGAUUGAGGGUGAGCUCCAGGAUGAGCUGGAGGAGAGGGAGUUUGACAAUCCGCCGGCAGCGAACAGAGGAGCAGGAGAGGCCCCUGAGAACCAACAGGCCAACCAGCUGCAAGACGGUGUGAACAACCAGGGGAGGAGCCGGUAUGAUGACAUCACAGAGUGGGAACGAAAAUACGCGGUGCACGACAUACUCAAUGACGACAUCCUCCCCUACCUGGGCCCCGUUGCCCCGGAGGACCCGCGGAUGGAGAACCUGGUGGCCUACGCUAGGGGAGUCGAAAGCGACAUUUAUGAGUCGGCCAACAGCAGUGAGGAGUACUACUGCCUGCUCUCAGAGAAGAUCAACAAGAUCAAGAGGCAUCUGAAGAGGAGGAGGAGGAUACCCAGAAAUCCGAAGACCUUGAAGUCAUACUGCCAGAUCGCCAUCAAAGAUCACCUGAGAAAGGUCAAAAGGAUCGACUGCAUCGACCAACUGGAAAUACCAAAAUGUCUCAUUAGCUACUUGCAGCAGAAUCCGGCUCUCAACCAAAUUUUAUAGCUCAACAAACUGCAGUCAAGUGACGUGAAACCUCAUUUGUAUCUGGAUUACAGCGCAGCCACUGAAACUGCUAGCCUCCUUUGACACGACAAGGUUGAUAAUUCUGACAACAGCCUUUUUUAUUUUAUUUAUAUUUAUUUUAUUUUUUUAUUUUAUUUUUCUGACAACAGCCCCUUUCAGAUAGAAAACUGUUUUUUCAUUUGAGCCGUGAAGGCUUGUGUCAUCAGCAAAUUUGAUCAUUCCCCAGUCGUUAUUGAGCUGUAAGUGUAACAUGGUCAGCGCAUAUUCUCAUUCGUCCAGGUCAGAGGCAUCUCAUGGAAAUUGAAUCAGGUCAGCUGGACUUAGUUAUUGGUCUAGAAGAUGUUUCACCCCUAAUCCAAGCGGCUUCAUCGGUUCAUGCUGUCCAUUAGACUAGAGUGUAGUCUGUCUACCAGUCUACCUCAGACCAGGUGGUUUGACUACCAAAGACUACCAGUCUAGCCUAGGGAACGAAUGAAACACCUCUAGACAUGUAACACAAGUCCAGUUGACCUGGUUCAAUUUCCAUGAAAUAAUUUUAACAUUCAAACAAGCUGGUCUGGAAAAUCUGAUGUCUCUGAAGGGAUUAUUCUACGAUUAUUUUAUGUUUCUGUAUAGCUUAGUCAGUGUUCGGCUAAGCCUAAUUCUAAACAAGGGCGCCAUCUAGCUGCUAGUUGAAGGCCAGUAGUUUGCGGAGCAGGUUUGCUCUUCUCAGGAAAAUCUGAAAAAUCACCUUUAUUUAAAAAAAAAAAAAAAAAAACACCUUAAAACACAUCUUUGUAAUUCUGCAUUGUGCCU
Molecule: messenger RNA, 2652 nt
Organism: Myripristis murdjan (pinecone soldierfish)
Lineage: Eukaryota; Metazoa; Chordata; Actinopteri; Holocentriformes; Holocentridae
Product: histone acetyltransferase p300-like
Exons: 18
Coding region: 193-1836 (547 amino acids)
Biological process (GO): positive regulation of transcription by RNA polymerase II; intracellular signal transduction
Cellular component (GO): histone acetyltransferase complex; transcription regulator complex
Molecular function (GO): chromatin DNA binding; transcription coactivator activity; histone acetyltransferase activity
Source: RefSeq, a predicted model, not a curated record